AUGCUCGCACACCUCAGUCGAGCCACACGAAAGCUGCCUAUCGCACCUUUUUUCCACUCUCACUUAUCCCUACCCCGUACCAUCGCCUCCAUGGCAGCCCCACCCAUUGAGGGCAAGUCGUUCCGUAUCGCGCUGAUCCAAUUGGGCGGUGUAGGACCCGACAAGACGGCUAAUUUGGAACGAGCGAGGGUCAAGAUCUCUGAAGCUGUCAAAGGUGGAACAGAGGGGAGGAAACCGGAUAUGAUUGUGCUUCCUGUACGUUACCCAGGGUUCAAGUGAAGCGCCCCACCUAAGCCAAGGUAUCCGUUGGACGGGAAGCGAGUGACGAUCAGUUCAACUGAUCAACUCGAGUUCUUUCACAGGAAAUCUUCAAUAGUCCAUACGCAACAGGCUCGUUUCGACAGUACGCCGAACGGAUCCCCUUCGACCCUUCGAAGGCAUCCUCGGAGCAGGCCGAGAGUUCAUUGAGCGAAAGUCUGAGCAUGCUCAGUCAGGCAGCCAAGGAUGCUAAUGCUUGGCUCGUAGGAGGUGAGACUAUUUUGGGGAAAAGAUUGUGGCCGAGUAUGAUCCCUUGGAAUGAGCUGACUCUCAAGAAGUGGACUUCAAAAACCUUGCUUCCUCCAGGCUCGAUCCCCGAGCUUGCCGAAGACGACAAGAUCUACAACUCGUCCCCUACGUUCUCCCCAGACGGUAAACUCGUCGCCCUGCAUCGCAAAGUCCACUUGUUCGAUAUCGAUAUUCCAGGAGGGAUCACUUUCAAAGAGAGCGAGACGUUGACGGGUGGCGAUCACGUGACAAUCCUCGAGACAGGUGGGCAACGAGUGGAGCUAAAAGAUUGCAUCAAGCUGGUGAGCUGAUCUGUUCCUCGACACAGAGUUCGGCAAGAUUGCUAUUGGUAUCUGUUAUGAUCUUCGGUUCCCCGAGUUGGCGAUGCAUGCGGCUCGUCAAGGCGAGUCGAAUGGGAGAGGUUCAGUUUCAGGGGUCAACAUCCGCUGAGUGUCUCUGAUCCCAUCGCCUACUUAGGAUGUGUGGCGAUGAUCUACCCCGCCGCAUUCAACUGCACAACAGGCCCUUUGCACUGGGAUCUUCUUCAGCGCGCAAGGUCAGUUACUUAACCCCCAGACAUCGGCAAAACCAAUCCAUGCUGAUCACGGACCUUGUUCCCGCCUGGACCAGAGCUGUCGACAAUCAAUUCUACAUCGUCAUGUGCUCCCCUGCACGAGCGACUGACGGAGAUGGAUACAAGGCAUGGGGUUACUCGGGUGUCACGGAUCCAAUGUAAGUGCUUCCGCUGUUGACGAUUGACGUCUCGCUGACAAUUUUUUCGCUUUGUAGGGGCAAGAUCGUGGCGCAGUUGGAGGAGAAGGAAGGAAUCUUGUUUGCCGACAUUGGUGAGUACUGGGUUCACUGUAUGCUAUCGUGAAGCUUCGUCAUGGCUGACACCUUCGCCUGGUCUUAGAUAUGGACGUCAUCAACAAGGCUCGAGCAGGGAUCCCGGUGAGUUGGCCGUUUGGCCUAGGCCUUGGGCAUGGUAGCAAUUAUGCCUACUGACAUCAAUUUCCGACCAAUUCUUAGGUCACCGUACAACGACGCUUUGACGUGUACUCGGACGUCACAUUGAGGAAGCAAGAUUCUUAG
Messenger RNA from Microbotryum saponariae, 1638 nucleotides. Lineage: Eukaryota; Fungi; Basidiomycota; Microbotryomycetes; Microbotryales; Microbotryaceae. The record is from the annotation of a GenBank genome assembly.